Messenger RNA from Argentina anserina (silverweed cinquefoil), 389 nucleotides. RefSeq names its product polcalcin Cup a 4-like. Bases 53 to 340 code for a protein of 95 amino acids. Gene Ontology annotation, molecular function: calcium ion binding. Lineage: Eukaryota; Viridiplantae; Streptophyta; Magnoliopsida; Rosales; Rosaceae. The record is from RefSeq and is a predicted model, not a curated record. The transcript has a single exon.
CAAACAUUACAAAGUAUCCAAUUACUACAAGCUAGACUAUAAGAGUUUCUCUAUGGCGAUUAAGAGCAAGUGUGUUGCUAGUGAUGGCAAACGUGUUAUGACCACCGAGGAGUUGAAGAAGUGGCUGAAGAAAUUUGAUACUGAUAAAGAUGGGCGUAUAAGCAAAGAAGAACUCCGCCAGGCUAUCCGCUCCACCGGCGGACGCUUUGCCGCAUUCAAGAGCAGUCGUGGGUUACGAUCUGCUGAUGUCAAUAAAGACGGCUACAUAGGUGAAGAAGAACUCGACAGCCUUGUUGAGUUUGCACAGAAGCAUUUGAAUGUCAGAAUUGUAAACUUUUGAUCAUCAGCUCUAUAUAUAUAUAAGAAUCUGUGUUGUAUUUUCCAUGGAA